UCCGCAGGCUUAUUGUAUAAAGCUUGACUUGCGCAACUCGAAACGAUACACUCCAUUCAGAGACUUUUAUUUGGAACGCAUAUAGGCCUUCCAAACGAUCAGUGUCCACAGGGAGAGAGGGUUUCUUUGCAACCACAUCUUUUUUCUUACCAGAACACUCGGAACCAUGGUUCGCUCCACAGUACUCUCAUCCGCACUGGGGCUUCUCAGCCUUGUGUCAGUAGGAGCUGCUGCUCCACUAGACACUCGUGUCGAUGCAGCCAACACUGUAAAGGUGAUGCCUUUCGGUGCAUCUAUCGUCGAGAUUACAUGUUGGCGCGCAUAUCUUUGGAAAAAGCUCCAAGACUCUGGCAUUACCAACAUCGACUUCGUUGGCUCCCACGGCACACCCGCAGCAGGCUGCACCCUCAACGGCCAAUCGGUCAACUUCGACAAAGAUAACGAAGGCCACUCAGGCGCAAAAGUUACAGAUUACGCAAACAACAACUCACUACCUCCGUGGCUCUCCGCCGCGAAGCCAGACAUGAUCAUCAUGCACGUUGGGACCAACGAUGCCUCAGCCAACAUCUCGACCGCCAAGGUUUUCUCCGCAUACGACAAGCUCAUCGGCCAAAUGCGCGCCGCAAAUCCACGGACCACCUUGAUCGCGUCAAAAUUGAUACCCAUAGAUCCUAACCUCUUCGGCCAGUCAGUCGCCGACAAGGUCAAGGACUACAACUAUGCGAUGGAAGGCUGGGUCAAGAGGACUACCACAGCAAAGAGUCCCAUUGUGCUGGUGGACCUGAACACUGGGUUCGACUACAAGACGAUGACGCGAGAAGGCGAGCAUCCCAAUGAGAAGGGGGAUGUCUUCAUGGCGGAGAAGCUUUUCCCGGCGGUGAAGGAUCAGCUGGUGGAGUUGAGCGUGCAGAAGAUGAUGGGGGAGCAACGGUGAGCAGUGGGUCCGUGUGUGGUGUGUGUUUACGAAUUACGUCUUGCAUUUGGCUUUAGCAUUGGUGUUGGUGGACUUUUGUGUAG
Molecule: messenger RNA, 1017 nt
Organism: Paraphaeosphaeria sporulosa
Lineage: Eukaryota; Fungi; Ascomycota; Dothideomycetes; Pleosporales; Didymosphaeriaceae
Product: SGNH hydrolase
Exons: 2
Coding region: 167-934 (255 amino acids)
Molecular function (GO): phosphatidylcholine lysophospholipase A1 activity
Source: RefSeq, a predicted model, not a curated record